This is a messenger RNA of Penicillium cinerascens, 1059 nucleotides long. Its product is annotated as putative transcription initiation factor TFIID subunit 13. NCBI's taxonomy places the organism in Eukaryota, Fungi, Ascomycota, Eurotiomycetes, Eurotiales, Aspergillaceae. The record is from RefSeq and is a predicted model, not a curated record. The transcript has 2 exons. Gene Ontology annotation, cellular component: transcription factor TFIID complex. Bases 1 to 1059 code for a protein of 352 amino acids. Gene Ontology annotation, biological process: transcription by RNA polymerase II; RNA polymerase II preinitiation complex assembly. Gene Ontology annotation, molecular function: protein heterodimerization activity.
AUGUCCGCUAAACGCACGGACCAGCCGUGGCUCCGGCCUCAAUCAUCUCCGCGAGCGCAGCGACCUCCAACCCUCGUUCCCGAUCCUCGUCGCCUUCCAUCUGCAGCUGGCUUUGAUACGCGGUCCGUCAAUCCGCACCCGGCUUCUAGUGAUCCUACUCCGUCGCGUUCUGCGCCUCCUGCCAGUUCGAGUCCGAACCAAGCUCUUCUCGGUCACGCAUACGCACCGCGGGCCCGGCCGCCUACUUCGAGUCUCAAUCUUGACGACCCAGGUCUUAUCCACACGCUCGCCCAACCCGCACAAGUACAGGGCUUUCAAUACCCAUACUCCCGACCAAAUCGUUACCCAACUGCACCUCCUGGAGGUUUCAGUCCUGAAGACCGAGCUCUUCUCCGCGCGGGCUUUACAUCCGCAUACGUCCCGCCAAAGAUCGACCCAACGGUCGAGUCACCGUCGGAGGGUACAAAUCCCACGAGAACAAAUUCCACGAGAAGACGAAAGUCUGUCAGAUUCGAGAUGGCCGAGCCCCGAGCCCGUGCUGCACGGCACAAAGGCCAGAUGAACUUCGGUCCUGAGAUGCGCCACCUCCUGCUAGCCUACGGCGAUCCAGCUCCCCAUCACUCCUUCUCCGCCGAACCACUCCCCGAAACAAUCCGCGUCCUCGACGAAAUUGUCACAGACUUCAUCCUAGAACUAUGUCACGGUGCUGCGCAGGUCGCACACCACGCCCGCAGACAGAAGAUCAAAGUCGACGAUUUCCGCUUCGCGCUGCGCCGUGAUCCGAACAAGCUUGGUCGUGUGCAGGAGUUGUUGCGCAUGGAGCGUGAGCUGAAGGAGGCGCGCAAGGCCUUUGAUCAGAAUGAUGAUCAGGUUGCCAAGGAUGCGGGGAAGAAGGGGGCUCCUCCUCCUCCUCCUCCUGAGGAUGAUGAUGCGGCUUCGGUUGUUGGUGCGAAUACUGGGAAGAAGGGUAAAGGGAAGGGGAAGAGGGCCGCUGCUAAUAGAAGGGGCUCGGAUGCUACUGAAGAGUCGGUGCCUAAGAAAAGGAAGACUAUCGGGUGA